AUGUCCACAGCAGCGGUUGUUAAGGAAGCGGUCAAGGAGACCCUCAUCGGCUCCAAUGAGCAUGCCGCCGCCGACCAGGUGCAGCCUACUGCUCAGACCAAGGCGCGCUUCACCCACUACGCUGUUCAGGACUCCGAGACGGGUGAACUUUUCUUGGGACCCGAUCAGUUUAUUGAUGCCGUGGCUCCCCCUCACGAAGACUAUCACAAAAUCAAGCGCGAACAGUACAGCAUCCUGUUCAGCGUUGCCGACCGAGCCAAUAAAGGAAAGGUGACCCUUUCCGACUGGACAUACUUCGAGAACCUGCUCGAGAAGCCCGAUGCCGAGUAUGAAAUUGCAUUCCGCCUGUUCGACGUUGAGCGCCUCGGCACAGUCAAGUAUGAUGACUUCCGUCGUCUUUACGAGCUCAACAAGGGCCCGAAUAGCAUCCCAUUCGAUUGGGACUGCGAAUGGGCCAAACUCUACAUCGGAAGCAAGACCAAGAGACACAACUUGGACUACCAACAAUUUUCGCAAAUGCUCCGUGGCCUACAAGGCGAGCGCAUCCGCCAGGCGUUCCAGCUCUUCGACAAGGAUGGGGACGGCUUCAUCGAACCCGGGGACUUCGAGCGAAUCAUUAUGGAGACCUCGAAGCACAAGCUGUCUGAUCACCUCCUCGAAAACCUCAACACUCUUUGCAACAUCUCCCAGGGCAGUAAGGUCUCGUAUGCGAACGUUAGGGCAUUUCAAAACAUAAUCAAGGAAAUGGAUCUAGUCGAGCUCAUAAUCCGUAAGGCUUGCGGCAAGAGUCAGGAUGGCAAGAUUACUCGCACUGAAUUUCUCAACCAGGCUGCAAAGAUCACCCGCUUUUCCCUCUUCACUCCCAUGGAGGCGGAUAUUCUGUUCCACUUUGCGAGUGUUGGUAACCCCUCAGGCAGACUUGGUCUUGAGGAUUUCGCAAAGGUUCUUGACCCUUCAUGGAGAAACCGUCACGAGGCCGAGGCAAGACUUCUGCCUCAAGCUGUGCAGACAAAGAGUCAGCAGUUUGCCCACCGGGCGGGAGAGUCGGCUUACAACUUCAUUCUGGGCAGUUUGUCAGGCGCCUUUGGUGCAUUCAUGGUCUAUCCCAUUGAUCUGGUCAAAACAAGAAUGCAGAACCAGAGAGGUGCCUCGCCCGGUAGCAGACUCUAUGACAACUCCAUCGACUGCUUUAGAAAAGUCAUUCGCAACGAGGGUUUCAGGGGUCUUUACUCGGGUGUUCUGCCCCAGCUUGUUGGUGUCGCCCCUGAGAAGGCCAUCAAGCUUACCGUCAACGAUCUCGUUCGUGGCGCCUUUACUGAUAAGCAGGGCAAUAUCUCCUUGAUCCAUGAGAUCAUUGCUGGUGGUACUGCCGGUGGUUGCCAAGUUGUUUUCACAAACCCCUUGGAAAUUGUCAAAAUCAGAUUGCAGGUCCAGGGUGAGGUUGCUAAGAGUGUCGAGGGCGCUCCCAAGCGCUCUGCCAUGUGGAUCGUCCGUAACUUGGGCCUGGUGGGAUUGUACAAGGGCGCAUCUGCUUGCUUGCUCCGCGACGUUCCCUUCUCGGCUAUCUACUUCCCAACUUACUCCCACUUAAAGAAGGACCUUUUCGGCGAGUCAAAGACCAAGAAGCUGGGCGUUCUGCAGCUUCUUACGGCCGGCGCCAUUGCCGGUAUGCCCGCUGCUUACCUUACGACACCCUGCGACGUCAUCAAGACUCGUCUGCAGGUCGAGGCCCGCAAGGGCGACACGCAGUAUACCGGUCUCAGGCAUGCUGCCAAGACCAUCUGGAAGGAAGAAGGCUUCCGGGCCUUCUUCAAGGGUGGUCCUGCCCGUAUUUUCCGCUCCUCGCCGCAAUUCGGUUUCACCCUUGCCGCUUAUGAGCUCCUCCAGAGUGUUCUGCCGUAUCCCGGACAGAAGGCGGAGAAGAUGCACGCGGGCGUCGCUGAUGCUGUGUCCAUGGUGAAAGAUUCCGUGGGCGGUGACAGCCCGUACACGAGGUCACGCAAUGCCCUCAAGAUUCUGCUGGAUCUUGAUGAGCAUUUUGGCCGCGUGAAGCUCGAUGCCAAUGCCGCUGGAUGGAAGGCUCUGCCCACGUGGAUGCAGACACCUCCCAAGACCGCGUAAGGUGGCACUUACGGAGCGUCAGGACCCAACGGUUAUCGAAGCUGAUAUGGGGAUAUGAGUGUGGAAACACAGCUGAUCGUCAGUAGAUGCAGCUGGCAACUGCUUGACAAUGAGGUGACUACAACCGCUGACCGUUACCGACCUCUUUUCCAUUAAACUUUAUUUGGUCUCAAUCAAAUAAGCCCCUUGAUCCUCAUCGACCACCUGUGGCAGGGCUAUUUGCGCAAGCUCCACCAAAGUUACGCAAGUGCAUACUACGCCGCCUGAGCUUGUGCAAGUACACCAUCAUUCAUGGUUACUAUUUCCCCUUCCCU
Messenger RNA from Neurospora tetrasperma FGSC 2508, 2435 nucleotides. RefSeq lists its product as uncharacterized. The transcript has 3 exons. Gene Ontology annotation, biological process: aspartate transmembrane transport; malate-aspartate shuttle; L-glutamate transmembrane transport. The record is from RefSeq and is a predicted model, not a curated record. Bases 1 to 2121 code for a protein of 706 amino acids. Gene Ontology annotation, molecular function: calcium ion binding; L-glutamate transmembrane transporter activity; L-aspartate transmembrane transporter activity. NCBI's taxonomy places the organism in Eukaryota, Fungi, Ascomycota, Sordariomycetes, Sordariales, Sordariaceae.